Molecule: messenger RNA, 1631 nt
Organism: Hippocampus comes (tiger tail seahorse)
Lineage: Eukaryota; Metazoa; Chordata; Actinopteri; Syngnathiformes; Syngnathidae
Gene: nfkbiz
Product: nuclear factor of kappa light polypeptide gene enhancer in B-cells inhibitor, zeta
Exons: 8
Coding region: 377-1420 (347 amino acids)
Biological process (GO): regulation of gene expression
Cellular component (GO): nucleus
Molecular function (GO): protein binding
Source: RefSeq, a predicted model, not a curated record
CUUUCGUUGUCUUGGUUUCCCUGGACAAGACAACAUGUUAAAAGUCACACCUAAACGUUAAAUCUUAAUAUAAAUGUUAAACCGAAUGUUAAAUCCGCCAUUUUAAAAUCUAUAUGUUUGGGCCCUUAUAAAAUAUGCAAUCAUAUGCAAAUUCGAAAUGCCAGAAACCGGAAGCACCAAAAUAAAAACCCGAGGAGCGUUGACUGUAUAUCGAAACAUAAAACAUCUGAUCCAGAAAAAGUGACUCUUGGCAAUACAGGCCAUCAUAGUGAUAAUUAGAACCUUAAAUAACAAUAAUGAGCACAUUGAAUUUUAAGUGUCAUUUUUACCAAGGUUGCGAGAUUUAUGACAUUUUUCCAAACAUGUUUGUAAUCUGAUGCCUGAGACUCACCUCCAGAAGAGGAAACGCUUGCUGGUUGAAAACCCAGAAAGUACACCUAAGAUGCUUCCUUAUGCGUACCCGCUUGAUCCUGAGACACACCCAGCUCCGGAGUGUACGCUGUCAUUAUUUCAGUGGCAAAUCGAACAGGAAUCGCGUAGGUAUGAAGAUGUCCCUCCCGAGUUGCUGAACUUGCAAGAUGGGGACGGCGACACAUGUCUUCACAUAGCUGUGGCCCAAGGCCGAAGAGCUCUGGUUUACAUGCUCGCUUCCAAGAUGGCCAACUAUGGCGCUUUAGAGGUGAAGGAGCGCAAUGGGCAGACGCCGCUUCAGGUCGCGGCGGCGGCCAAUCAGCACCUAAUCGUUGGCGACCUGCUGCUGCACGGUGCGGACAUCAACACCAGAGACUCGUGGGGCCGCUCGCCUCUACACGUGUGUGCUGAAAAAGGAUUCUACCUCUGUUUACAGAGCAUCUGGAAGACUUUCUCCGGAUGUUUACAGAUGAUUGACACAGAAAUGCUCAAUUUUGACGGUCAAACGCCACUUCAUGUCGCAGUGUUGUCUCACAAUGCGGUUGAAAAUGAGUGGAGGAGACUGUCUCAUUCUCGUACCCUGGACAAGCAUCAGUGCCAGUACCAGCAAAGGGAACUGCUGCAAAGGAAAAACAUUUAUGUUCAAUGUGUGAAGGCUCUGUUGCACAUGGGCGCCUCCUGUGGGACGAAGGACUUAAAAAGUGGACUGACGUGUUGGCACAUGGCAGCCGAAGAGGCCAAUUGUCAACUGUUGCGCGUCUUCCUCGAGUGGCCAUCUGCCUUGAGCAGCCUCAACCACAAGAGCUUCAGCGAAAACACGGCCCUGCACGUGGCCAGCUCCUUGCAAAACCAUCCCGCUCAGCCGGAGGCGCUGAAGAUGCUGAUGAGAGGCGGAGCCGACCCUACGGCCAGAAACUUGGAGAACGAGCUCCCCUGGCAACUGGCGCCAGGAGGACCCAUUGGUGAGACGGUGCAUCAGAUCCUCAGGGGCCAACAUCUUGAUGCUUAAAAGUACUCCAGAACAGAACACUGUCAGUCAGACAGUCUAUCAUGUAAAUAUUUGCCUCACAAAGGCAGAUGGUGGUUGUUUCAAUGAAACAAAUCAUUUUGAUGUAAUACUCAAUGAGCAAACAUACACAUCCAUCCAUUUUCCGAUCCGCUUAUCCUCACCACGGUCGCGAGGCAUGCUGGAGCCUAUCCCAGCUGUCUUCGGGCAGUAC